Messenger RNA from Brassica oleracea var. oleracea, 770 nucleotides. Its product is annotated as probable E3 ubiquitin-protein ligase RHA2B. Gene Ontology annotation, molecular function: ubiquitin protein ligase activity. Lineage: Eukaryota; Viridiplantae; Streptophyta; Magnoliopsida; Brassicales; Brassicaceae. The record is from RefSeq and is a predicted model, not a curated record. The transcript has a single exon. Gene Ontology annotation, biological process: protein ubiquitination. Bases 118 to 621 code for a protein of 167 amino acids.
CCCACCACUAACAUAAAGCAUCAGCAAGUAGCUUUACUCCUACUAUUUAAAACGUAUCUGAUUCUUCAUUUUUCCUUCCCCUUCUCCUCUCUCUCUAUCUCACUCCUCAAACAAACAAUGAGCUUCUUCAUGGAAGAUUCUGGUCUCUUCAUCACUCAGCUCCUCUACAAAAUGGCUCUUCUAAUCACCGUCCUGAGAUGGAUCUUCUCCUGGAUCUUACGCUACCGAUCCAGAUCUGCAUCCUCCACUCCUCCGAUCUCCUCCCAAACCAUCAAGGAGAGCCUCUCCGUGACGACGUUCCGCGACGCGGCGGAGCGGUAUCCUGAAUCGAUCAGCGACACUUGCGCGGUGUGCCUCGGGGAUCUGGAAGACGGGGACGAGGUCAGAGAGCUCAGAAACUGUAGCCACGUGUUUCACCGCGAGUGCAUCGACAGGUGGCUUGACUACGAGUGUGAUGAUAAUGAUGGCGAGGAAGAUAAUCACCGCACGUGUCCUCUGUGUAGAACUCCGCUUCUUGCUGCUAAUACGUCGUCGUGUUGCGGAGAUUGGCCGACGAAGAAUGAGCCUAGCUGGGCCGUUGAACGGCUUCUCUACCUCUUCGGAGACGAUCUUCUCAACUGAUUUUUUCUUCUUUUUUUUAAUUUUCUUUUCAAUUCUAUUUGAUUUUAGUAGGGGUGAUCAUGGUCAUUAGAAAUUGUUUUGGUAAAUUUUGUAUUUUUAAAAAAUUGUAGGAUAGAAUACGAAAUAUGAUAAUAAUAUCAAUUUAUCAG